AGGAGGGAGGAGGGAGGAGGAGCUGGGUGUUGCCUCUCCUCCCUCCACAAGCUCUGGAAGUCAAGUCUGGGGUUCCCAGUUGAGCUCUAGCCCGUUAUUUGCCCGCACUUCCACGUUUCUGCUACUCCGCUGCCAGUUACCUGCAUUAUCGGACCACCAUGGGAGUCGAAGGCUGCACCAAAUUCAUGAAAUACCUGCUGUUUUUCUUAAAUUUCAUCUUCUGGCUUGCUGGAGGUGUGAUCCUGGGCGUGGCCCUUUGGUUGAGACAUGACCAAACGAUCAGCAACCUGAUGUCGCUUGAAGUGGACGGAGCCCAUGCCCCCACCUCCUUCUACACAUGUGUCCACAUUCUGAUCGCAGUGGGCACUGUGAUGAUGGUGGUCGGUUUCCUUGGCUGCUACGGUGCCAUUCAGGAGUCCCAGUGUUUAUUGGGAACUUUUUUUGUCUGCCUGGUCAUCCUGUUCGCCUGUGAAGUUGCUGCUGGGAUCUGGGGUUACAUGAACAAAGACACUGUUUCAGAGGAAAUGAAGAACUUCUAUGACUCUGUCUAUGACAUGGCCAUGUCAGACACCCUUACUGACCCAAAUAAAAAGUCGGCUGUUGGACAGGUGCUCAAGGUCUUCCAUGAGACGCUUCAAUGCUGCGGUAAGGACAAGGCGACCUCAGUUUUCUCAGUGAUAACAAGUAAAGUCGGCUUUCAGGACGUCUGCUCCAGCCAAUAUGCCUUUGUUGACUGCCACGGGAAAAUCAACGCACUCUUUUCAGAGAAGAUUCAUCUGGUGGGAAUCGCUGCGCUGGUGGUUGCUGUCAUAAUGAUCUUUGAGAUGAUCUUCAGCAUGGUGUUGUGCUGCGGGAUCCGCAACAGCCCCGUGUAUUAAAGCAGCUGAGUGGAUAGAAGAACCACAUCAGUCACAGCCUGUUUUUCUUUUCUUUUUUACAUCAAAUUAUCUCAUAUAAUGCUUGCUGGAUUUAGUCAGCUCUUUAAAAUGCUGCCCUAAAAAAAAAAUAAUAAUAAAAAAUUCAUUACACUGUUCCAUGUUUUUUUUAUUCACAGAUGCUGUCAUAUACAAGCAGCCCUAUUCUUUUAUAAUUUGUAGUGUGGUUUUAAGCAAUCAUUCAUUGGUUCCAAUCACCGGUCAAGGUGCUGUAGUUCUUUGGAGUUUUUUUGUUAAAGUUUGUUUUGUGUGUAUUGGUUUUUACUUCAGUCCUGCCCUAUGAACAUGCUCAUACAUUCUCUGUUUUAUGGGUUUAUUUGACUGUUUUCUGUAUAAACUGUAUAUAAAUAUAUGUUAACAGUGCUUUAUGUCUGCCUGAGCAUAGAUAUGGUAUUACACAAGGUGUCUAUCCAGUAGUUUCUCUUUACUAACCUCUGCUUGAUUGUCUCGCUUUAGACUGUGUGUUACUAACACUACAGCGGUCGGCCUUAUCGACAGACGAAGCUCACCCCACAUCCAUGUUAAUAUGGUAUGUCUGCAUGAAACUAGUUCAUUUCAAAUGCUGUUGGGAACACCAGUCACCAGUGUUGCCUGCAAGUAUUUACUAAUCUUAGGGGAAAAAAAGUUCUUUCACUUAAACUAAACGUUUAGAUCUUUAUUUACCCUCAUCAGCUGCCGUAGUGAAUUUAAAAAUGAGUACAACGACAAGACCGAGAAACAACAGAAGUUAUGCUUGUAGGUUUAUCAUAAUUCUGACUACAUUUGUGGUUUUUGCAUAUUGGCCAUCCGUCUCCAUUUACAUGGUGACGUCCUCCUCUGACCUCUGACCUCUGAGUGUUGAUGUCUGCCAUCCAUGUACCAACACUUUUUAGUAGAGGUCCAGAUGGAGCAGAGGCAGCAGAUCUGUUUGGGUUCCAAAUUUACUCUACAAGAUGCAUCUGUUGCUCACACACACACGCCCACACACACACACACGCCCACCAAUCAGCACUGCCUGGAAAUACUUCACUGCAUCUUUCUAACCCCCUAUGUAGUCUUAGCCUAUAUAAACCAUGCCUUGUAAACUGAGAAACAGUGGAAGUGUGUAAUACACCUUUAAUGUAUCCUAGUAGAGAAGGUUGUAGAGAACAAUGUAUGCCUUUUUUCUCUUUGUAUCGCGAUAUCUUUGUCUGGUAUGUCAAACAAAGUCUGGUGAGGGGGAGAGAGGUGUUCAGUGGCAGGGUCAGCUUUUCCCCCAGAUUAUUAAAAUAAACUAAAAAGAAUAAAGUACAGCAUUUAUUUGGCUCUUAAUGAGGACACACUGCGUUUCUCCAAGUUGAUAUACUUCCUAUUUGACAAAGAACGCUCACUGCCAAAAGUCUGGCCCUCUUUUUGCCCUUAUGGACUUUGUUUUGCCCGGAUUUAAAGGGAUUAAAUGUAUUUUCCAAGUAAGUCAUUUCCUGGUCUGGUCUUUGUUUUGAAGCAUGCUGCUCUGUGAUAUAGAGAGUCUUUAUCAGUCUUUAAAAGUGAGUGAUACAUGAACCUGUAGAUAGAAUAGAACUCAUUUGACAAAAAAAAAAAUUAAUUAUCAUGAUCACAGAUUUAAAAAGUUUUACUGAAUUAAUGCUUAUUUUUUUUAACAAACUGCUUUAAAAACCCAUGUGUGUCACCCAACUUGGCCCGGGAUUAUAAUUAACACCACGGUUCAAGCCAUGGAGGGGCCAGUUAGUCCAUAUUAAGAUGAGUAUUUUUGAUGUAUUACAUGACAGUAUGUGAUGAGGCAGAUAAUCUGUGAAAAGAUUGAUGUCCUCCAUGAGCUACUAUUGCCAUCUGAAGAAAUACAGCAAAAACAACCAACCAGAGCCAAGAUAAGGGUUUUGACACUGUCAAUCAAGCUCAUGUACUCGAUGCUCAAUGUGCUAAUAACUUACCGUUACAGGAAAACUGUUUAUUCAGUUACCUGUGGUCAUGCUAACAAGCAUUAGCAUUCAGGACAGGUUAUGCCAGCUGCAGCAUUGCAGAGAGAACAGGGGGCGUGCAAGAGAGGGAAAAGCAGCGCCACACGGAUGGUGAUUGACAGCACUAAGACCCUCCUGGUUCUGAUUGGUUUCUAGUUUCUUGAUGUUUUUUUGUUUCUUUUUUUCACUGAUUUGUUUUACACCACACUGGUGACGGUUUCAACAAAUAUGUAAAAAAAAAAAGAGAGAAUAAAA
Molecule: messenger RNA, 3127 nt
Organism: Xiphophorus couchianus (Monterrey platyfish)
Lineage: Eukaryota; Metazoa; Chordata; Actinopteri; Cyprinodontiformes; Poeciliidae
Gene: cd81a
Product: CD81 molecule a
Exons: 8
Coding region: 159-878 (239 amino acids)
Cellular component (GO): plasma membrane
Source: RefSeq, a predicted model, not a curated record